GUCUAUGUCUGAUCUUGCUUUGACUGCCUCGGAGUUUCCCCCAAUUUGUGCUUUAUUUAUAAUAUGUUCUCUUGUGUGGAUUUUUCAUCUCAGCAUUGCCUUCUAACCUGGUAACCCUAGGACUUUGUGGUGCUCACGGGGUAUCUUCCCCUGUCUGCUUGCCUUGUUUUUUACACUCUGCAGGCUGCCUGGAAUCUCACCAAUAAUGGCAGGCUACUAGCAUCACUGCAUGCUGGAAGAAUUUUAAACAGGUCUGGGCAAUGCCAUCUUUUGAGUGAAGGGCAUUGAAUGGUUGUUAGCUGAAGUGGAAACGGUUUGUGAGCUGCGAAAGUUUGGCGGAAGCGGCAAGCAGUGAUGGCAGGACAUGAUUCUGGACAUGAUCCUCAAUUCACAGGAUUUCAAAAAUACUUUAAUUCUUACACCAUAACAGGCCGAAGGAAUUAUGUACUAGCCACAUAUGCAACCAUUGCACUGAUCGUCAUGUUCUUCAAAGGAAGAUCUAAGAAACAAAAACCAGCUGUAACAGAGAAAUAAAACUGGUUGUUCAUGUGUUGAUAGUGAACUUUCAAUGUUGUACCAGUGCAGCCAGCAAAAACUGGUGUAUAGUUCAAAUAAAUCAUGAACAAUGAAA
Molecule: messenger RNA, 631 nt
Organism: Sphaerodactylus townsendi
Lineage: Eukaryota; Metazoa; Chordata; Lepidosauria; Squamata; Sphaerodactylidae
Product: ATP synthase membrane subunit K, mitochondrial-like
Exons: 2
Coding region: 355-534 (59 amino acids)
Source: RefSeq, a predicted model, not a curated record